AUGAAGGUAGCCAUUACUGUCGCUCUGUUGGUGUUUGCUGCCACUGAAGUCGCUGCGUACCCCAGGAUAGCUGCUGGGUAUGCUGAAAAACUCGCGAAAUCACAGCGCGGCAAGCGAAGCACAGCUGCUCGAGACCCAUUACAAAAGCGCUUUGGUUUUGAUGCUGCAUCGCAGUACGUUAGCACGACCGGAAAGAAUGCGUUCGUUGCACCAGACUUUGAUGCAGGAGAUGUUAGAGGCCCUUGCCCCGGUUUGAAUGCUGCAGCAAACCAUGGAUACAUUCCCCACAAUGGUGUUGGAACCAUUGGCGAUUUUAUCGAAGGUACCAACACUGCCUUUGGCAUGUCGUUGGAUCUUGGAGCGUUUCUCGGCAUCUAUGGCGCCGUGUUCGAUGGCAACUUGCUAGCUUGGUCGAUUGGUGGACCAACACCUAACAAUGCUCUUCCUUUGGGAAAUCUCUUGGGUCUUACCGGCCAGCCCCGAGGAAUUUCUGGCUCACACAACAAGUACGAAUCCGACACCUCUCCAACUCGUCCGGAUCUUUACUUGGCUGGGCAAUCCUUCAAUCUAGAGGUUGAUUUGUUUCAAAAGUACUAUGAUGCCUUAAUUGAGGGUGUUGGUGCCGAUGCACAAUAUCAAGGACUUCUUGACUUCAGAAUUGAUCGCUUCAAUAACUCUAUUACGACGAAUCCGUACUUCUUCUCUUCACCCUUUGCCGGUGUACUCGUCUCACCUGCCGGUUACAACUUCCCUGUUCGAAUGAUGUCCAACAAAUCUGCAGAAUUUCCAGAGGGCUCGCUGACAAAAAGGGACCUAAUGUCUUUCUUCGCCAUCACUGGCGAGUCUGGCAACUUCCAAUAUACUCCUGGCCAUGAACGAAUCCCAGAUAAUUGGUACAAGAGAGCUAUUGGUGAUGAAUAUUCCAUCGUUAGCUUUCUUGCUGACGUCGUCGACUUUGCAGUGCAAUAUCCACCUCUUCUUAAUAUUGGUGGAAACACCGGCAAGCCAAAUACUUUUACACCUGUCGAUCUUCGAUCUUUGACCAACGGUGUGUUUGAGACGGGAACUUUACUUGAGGGAAAUAACUUGGAAUGUUUCGUCUUUCAGAUCGCUCAAGCAGCACUUCCUGAUAUUGCUCGUGGUUCUCUCAUAAACGUCGUGGAUGCCAUUCAGCCAUUCUCAGAUAUUGUUACUCAACGUCUUGCUGGCUUGGGCUGUCCGCAACUGAAUGGCAUCGACCAAAGCACAUUCAAUAAUUUCCCAGGAUACACUAAUUGCAAGAAUGGAUGCUCAUCGUAUUAG
This is a messenger RNA of Sclerotinia sclerotiorum 1980 UF-70, 1302 nucleotides long. RefSeq lists its product as hypothetical. Gene Ontology annotation, molecular function: peroxidase activity. The transcript is spliced from 2 exons. The record is from RefSeq and is a predicted model, not a curated record. NCBI's taxonomy places the organism in Eukaryota, Fungi, Ascomycota, Leotiomycetes, Helotiales, Sclerotiniaceae. Bases 1 to 1302 code for a protein of 433 amino acids.